AAAGAAAUAUAACUUUAAAAUAAUAAUAUAUGGAGGCUCAAUGCGACUACCAUCACGAGCAUAAAUAUAUGAACCAUGCGUCUCUCUUUCUGUGUAUAUUUCAAUUCUGAUUUCAGACAUACAAAUGGCUCAAGUCACUCCCAAUCACAAGCUCACUGUCUCCGGUUGGGCCGCUCAUGAUAACUCCGGCCUAAUCACUCCAUACACCUUCAAGAGAAGAGUUAAUGGACCUGAUGAUGUUUCGAUCAAAAUCUUGUAUUGCGGGAUAUGUCACACAGAUAUUCACCACGUCAAAGACGAUUGGGGUAUCACUAGGUACCCGGUUGUUCCCGGGCAUGAAGUAACAGGAUUGAUAACCGAAAUCGGGAGCAACGUUGAAGGGUUCAAGAUCGGGGACCGAGUUGGGGUAGGAUGUCUGGCUGCAUCAUGCUUGGACUGUGAAUUUUGCAAUGACUCAAUGGAAAAUUACUGUGACAAGAUUCAGUUGACAUACAAUGGUAUCUUCUGGGACGGCAGCAUCACCUAUGGAGGUUAUUCUGAGAUGUUGGUCUUCGAUCAUCGGUAUGUAGUCCAUAUACCGGAAAGCUUGCCGAUGGAUGCAACAGCACCGCUUCUAUGUGCAGGGAUCACAGUGUACUCACCGAUGAUCGAUAGCAAGCUGCAUGAGUCGACUGGAAAGCGAAUUGGUAUCAUGGGGUUGGGUGGACUUGGACACGUUGCUAUCAAAUUCGGUAAAGCUUUCGGUCACCAUGUUACAGUCAUUAGCACGUCUCCUUCAAAAGAGAAAGAGGCAAAGGAACGUUUGGGCGCUGAUGAUUUUAUCAUCAGCACUGAUCCCAAACAAAUGCAGUCAAAGAGGAGGACACUUGACUUCAUAUUGGACACUGUGGCUGCACCACACUCGCUUGGACCAACACUUGAGCUACUCAAAGUGAAUGGGACACUGGCACUUUUGGGUGCACCCGACAAGCCUCUAGAGUUGCCUGCUUUCCCUAUGAUCUUUGGAAAACGGACGGUGAAAGGUAGCAUGACCGGAGGUAUGAAAGAAACUCAAGAAAUGUUGAACUUUUGUGGGAAACACAACAUCACAUGCGAUAUUGAGAUGGUUACAUCUGACAAAAUUAACGAAGCCUUUGAAAGAUUGGCCAACAAUGAUGUGAAGUAUCGUUUCGUCAUUGACAUUGCUAGCAAAAACUCAAGCCUUUAA
This is a messenger RNA of Lactuca virosa, 1207 nucleotides long. NCBI's taxonomy places the organism in Eukaryota, Viridiplantae, Streptophyta, Magnoliopsida, Asterales, Asteraceae. The record is from the annotation of a GenBank genome assembly.